This is a messenger RNA of Moneuplotes crassus, 1377 nucleotides long. Lineage: Eukaryota; Ciliophora; Spirotrichea; Euplotida; Euplotidae. The record is from the annotation of a GenBank genome assembly.
CAACUCUAGUCUGUAUGCAAAUAGACACUCUAAGCAAGCAUAGUCUUCAGAAGAAGACUGCUGCAUUUGCAUACUUUCCAUUGUUUUCAGACAGAAGUAGUCUUAAACCACCUACUGAAAAUAACAAAACAGCCUACAUAGCAAAUUAUGGGUUGUUUCAGAUACCAUUAUUCUCAGAAAUUUCAAAGAUAGGUAAAUAAUACUACUUACGAAGCAUUAACAGAUGCAACAAGAGUCCCAUGAGGUUCUCUCCUUGUGAGAGUUGAGGAAGGGAAAAAGGAUGAGAAUGGUGAACCUCUCUUCUCAGAAAGUUUGCACCGAGAGAAAGCAAUCGAAAUGGGUCUGGUUACAGGAGCCCCGCCUUACUCUGAAGGUGUCUAUUCAACUCAUUAUUACCAAAAGCAUAUAGUUGAAGACACUAUUUUCAAGUACAAGAGUCUUCGAGAUUAUAUUCCUGUUGAGCAGAUGACAACCUCGAUUCGUGAGACUGUAUCCAAGCAAAAAUAAGCUAUCUCAAAAGUUAAGAAAGAUGUGUAAAUAAAAAGAAAUUUGCUCAAAUGUCUGAUGAAGAAUUGAUCAAAAGUAUCUUCGAAUUUAGGAAAAGUGACAAAAUUGAUUUCCUCCAAAUGAACUUCUUCUCCCAGUACAUUUCAGAAAUUGGUUUCAGGUUUGGACUGGAUAUGCUAUUUAACUGUCCUCGGGACCAAUUAUAUAUUGCCAUUGUAAGCAUCAACCCUCCAGCGAACUAUUAUAAAUAAAGAGAGAAGUUUGGAUAAGAUUGUUGUGAUAAAAGAGCUAGAUUUUGACAGCUCAAUUAGAACACCAAAAUUUAAAGAUUCAAUGUUCAUUAUCUCGAAUGUCCCAGUCGAUUACAACACUCAUCUUUUGGUUGAUAUAAAAUCAGUCAAGUUCAACUCUAAUGGGAAAACGGAGAUGGAAGAUUUUGCAUGGACAAUUUUCCCUCUGUUCUCAGUGCUAGACUCUGAAGAAACUGACAAGAAAGCUCAAAUAUUUAUCAGAUCUGGUCGGCAUAUGAUUCAACUUUUUUCAGGAGGAGCUAAGAACGAUGUUGUCAAAAGUCUACAAGAUGAUCUUCCUGACACCUGGGAAUUCCUUCUACAAGAGAAAAAGCGGCGAGUUUCCAGUGUAAAUUUCCUAGGAAAUUGUGCAAUCCUUCUCAGAUGAGUGGAUAAUCAAAGAUUUGACUAUGACGCUCUCGAUGAUGAGGUUAUUAACUAUACUUACUGUGAGAAUAAAUACAAACCUUCUGAUAAGGGGACUAAGCUUUCUACACUACUGCCUGAAGGAAAGACUCAGAAAAAAUACGAACAGGAAGUUACUGCAUUAUUAAGAGACAAGUAUGGAAUUCCUUCAUAA